GGAGGCCUCGCGUGGGAGAGGGCCGCGUCGGUUGGGGAGCUCGGCGCCGCACCUGCGGGCUGGCGACCCCGAGAUCGGGCUUGGCUCUCUGGCGCCCGACCUGGGACCCGCCACCGGACGUCUGCUGAGAGCCCAGAGGAUUAAAGAAUGGCUGUUACACAUUCAGUACCAAAGUCCAAGCUCUGCUUUCUCCAGAUUCUGUGCUUCUCUAAGAUAGGAAUCCAGAAGAGGACUGAUCAUUUCUUGCUCUAAAAACAAUGGCUCAGAGAUCAGUGAUGUUCAGGGAUAUUGCCAUUGACUUCUCUCAGGAAGAGUGGGAAUGCCUGGAUUCUGCUCAAAGGGAUUUGUAUAGAGAUGUGAUGUUGGAGAACUAUAGCAACUUGGUGUCUCUAGCACUCUGAAGAUAUUAUACCACUGUCUUCUGGCUUCUAUUGUUGCUCUUGAGAAGUCUGACAUCUGUUACAUUGUUGUUCCUUUUACUUGCCUUCAAGGUGUGCAAGUAAGGACUUAUCUCCAAAAAAUAAAACUUAUGCAACAGAAUUAUCCCAAUGGGAAAUGAGUGAGAGGCUUGAAAACUGUGACCUUGAAAAGUCCAAUUCCAGAAAUUAUUUGGAAGUCAAAAGCAAGUUGGAGAAGCAAAAAGAAAAUCAAAAGGAAUACUUCAGGCAAGGGAUGAUCACAUAUUACAAAAUGUCCAUUUUCAACCAGCAUCCUUACUUAUCCCAACAUCCAAGAUGUUAUUCUACUGAGAAACCCUAUAAAUGUAAGGAAUGUGGGAAAGCCUUUAGACGAGCCUCACAUCUAACUCAACAUCAAAGCAUUCAUACUGGUGAAAAACCCUAUGAAUGUAAGCAAUGUGGAAAGGCCUUUAGUCGUGAUUCACAACUCAGUCUUCAUCAGAGGCUUCAUACGGGUGAGAAACCCUAUGCAUGCAAGGAAUGUGGAAAGGCCUUUACUCAAAGCUCACAACUUAUUUUGCAUCAUAGAAUUCAUACUGGUGAAAAACCAUAUAAAUGUGAAGAAUGUGGGAAAGCCUUUAUUCGUAGUUCACAACUCACCCGACAUCAAAAAGUUCAUACUGGUGAGAAACCUUAUGAAUGUAAAGAAUGUGGGAAGGCCUUUACUCAGAAUUCACAACUUACUUUGCACCAGAGACUUCAUACUGGUGAGAAACUGUAUGAAUGUAAAGAAUGUACAAAGGUCUUUACUCAGCUGUCACAACUAAUUCUGCAUAAGAGAAUUCAUACUGGUGAGAAACCAUAUGAAUGUAAGGAAUGUGGGAAAGCUUUUAUUUGUGGCUCACAACUUUCUCAACAUCAGAAAAUUCAUAAUGGCGAAAAACCAUAUGAAUGUAAGGAAUGUGGAAAGGCCUUUAUUCGGGGUUCAUUACUUAUGCAACAUCAGAGGAUUCAUACUGGUGAAAAACCUUAUAAAUGUGAAGAAUGUGGGAAGGCUUUUAUUCGGGGCUCACAACUUACUCAACACCAGAGAAUUCAUACCAAUGAAAAGCCCUAUGAAUGUAAGGAAUGCGGAAAGACCUUUAGUCAUGGCUCACAACUUACUCAACAUCAGAGAAUACAUACUGGUGAGAAACCCUAUCAAUGUAAGGAAUGUGGAAAGGCAUUUAAUCGUGGCUCACUCCUUACUCGACAUCAGAGGAUUCAUACUGGUGAGAAACCUUACGAAUGUAAAGAAUGUGGAAAAACCUUUAGUCGUGGUUCAGAACUUACUCAACAUGAGAGAAUUCACACUGGUGAGAAACCCUAUGAAUGUAAGGAAUGUGGGAAAUCUUUUAUUCGUGGCUCACAACUUACUCAACAUCAGAGAAUCCAUACUGGUGAGAAACCUUAUGAAUGUAAAGAAUGUAGAAUGGCCUUUACUCAGAGUUCACAUCUUUCUCAACAUCAGAGACUUCAUACUGGUGAGAAACCCUAUGUAUGCAAUGAAUGUGGGAAGGCCUUUGCACGUGGCUUGCUACUUAUACAGCAUCAGAGAAUUCACACAGGUGAGAAACCUUAUCAGUGUAAGGAAUGUGGGAAGGCCUUUAUUCGUGGUUCACAAUUGACUCAACAUCAGCGAAUUCACACUGGAGAAAAACCCUAUGAAUGCAAAGAAUGUGGGAAGGCCUUUAGUCAUGGCUCUCAACUUACACUACAUCAGAGAAUCCAUACUGGUGAGAAGCCCUAUGAAUGCAAAGAAUGUAGAAAGGCCUUUACUCAGAGCUCACAUCUUUCUCGACAUCAGAGAAUUCAUACUGGUGAGAAACCAUAUCAAUGUAAGGAAUGUGGGAAGGCCUUUACUCGUGGUUCACAACUAACUCAACAUCAGAGAAUUCAUAUCAAUGAUAAAUCAUUUGAAUAUAAGGAAUGUGGGAUUGGCUUUAGUCAUGGCUAACAAGUUUAUAUGUGAAUUAUCUAAUUUUUGAGUGCUUUCUCUUGUUCAUUAUCAGCAAAGAAUAAUUCACAGAUGUGAUGAUGGAAGCCCAUUUGCCUCAUAAAGCACAGCAUCAGAGAAUUUAUGUGGGAGAAAGAAAUCAUUGUCAUCCCUGUAGAAAAACCUAUCAUUACUGGAAACAUGAUAAACUUUAGCAAAUUAGAGAGUAAUUCUAUUAAUAUAGGAAAUGUAGGAAGGCCUGUAGCCUUACAACAUUAUCUUGGCUCUACUAGUUGAUUUCCUUUAUUAUAUGUAUCAUGAUAAUUAACUUCUUCUUUGGUUUAAUCAUUUGUAAGAUAGACCUAAGAAUAAUACCUUUAUUAUAAAACUCUUAGCAGUAUUAUGUAAAUUAUUACAUGUAAAAGUUCUUAGCACAGUGCCUUGAACAUAGCAUAUCACAAAUAUUAGCUACCAUUUCCACUGUUAUUUUAGAGAAGUUGCAUGAAAGGAGAACACUUUUGAGUAUAAUGGAUAUUGAGAAAUCUUUCAUCAGCACUUAUCCCAGAUGAUUUGGUUGGGGGCCACUGUAUGCCAUUAUGAAUGUGAGAAAGGUACCAUUUAAAUCUCAUCCCUUAUGCUUAGAGAAAAUGUGUACUGUAAAGAAACUUGAUUUAAUCAGUGGAUUAUUGAGCACGGCUGUUAGAGAAUUUGGGAGAGAUGUAAACUGAUUUGUAACAAAGUCUAAGACCCAAAGUCUAAUAAAUCUAAGAAUUUUUUUAAAACUUAAAUGUUCUGCUUUUUAAGUAAGCUAAAAAUAAAAACUGACAUUAUAAACUA
Messenger RNA from Carlito syrichta (Philippine tarsier), 3210 nucleotides. Its product is annotated as zinc finger protein 420. Gene Ontology annotation, molecular function: DNA-binding transcription activator activity, RNA polymerase II-specific; RNA polymerase II cis-regulatory region sequence-specific DNA binding. The transcript is spliced from 6 exons. Gene Ontology annotation, biological process: regulation of transcription by RNA polymerase II. Lineage: Eukaryota; Metazoa; Chordata; Mammalia; Primates; Tarsiidae. Gene Ontology annotation, cellular component: nucleus. Bases 556 to 2394 code for a protein of 612 amino acids. The record is from RefSeq and is a predicted model, not a curated record.